This is a messenger RNA of Rhipicephalus sanguineus (brown dog tick), 1134 nucleotides long. RefSeq lists its product as uncharacterized. The record is from RefSeq and is a predicted model, not a curated record. The transcript has 11 exons. The coding region runs from base 1 to 1134 and encodes 377 amino acids. Lineage: Eukaryota; Metazoa; Arthropoda; Arachnida; Ixodida; Ixodidae.
AUGCUCAGGGAGAUCGAAAAGCUGACCAGCCAGCUCAACGACAUCGAGAUGGAGGUUGAGGAAGAGUGCGACAACGACGGCAACGCCUCACCGCGCCACCACUUCCGGCCGACCAGGAGUGAACUGGAGGAAAAGAUACAGAGGCUGGAGAGGGAAAACAGGCGUCAAAGGCUGCGCCUAGCUGCCCAAAGGAGUAUUAUGAGGUCAACGUCAGAAGUUCAGAAAAAGGAGCUGUUGAACAACUUUGCCCAGACGUCACCCGUUCUGGAUAAAGCAGAGAAGACUCAAGUACGUUAUGAUAAGAAACAGAGCGUAAGUUUACCUGACAGAAGAUCCCUGCCCUCGUUCCGUGGGUUUACAAGUGCGAGCACCGUUCAGGAAGAUAUAGAGAGUCCUACAGAAGAAACGCCAGCGAAAGUUGACAUGGAUACUCAAGGGGCACUGGAUAGGCAAAACACUGCAGAGAUACAUGAAUGCAAGGAAGAAGAGUGCGCACCCUUGGGGCCUCUAGAGGACAAUGUGACUUCUGAUCAAGACGUCGCAGAGCCGCAGGUGUUACUGGUGAAUGGAAAAGGCGCGUCCCUUGUCAGGCUGUACGAGGAGACUGUCCGUGUGGCUAAGGAGUGGAGAGCCGACGCUCUUCGUCGGACGGAUGGCAGUAGCAGCGGCGACAAGGAAACGUUGCCAAGCAUGGAGGAGAAAGUGUCCCAAACUAGCCAGCUGGGCCGUCAGACAAGUUUGGACCGCCUGAAGGACCACAUCAUCUUGGAGCAGCUAGGGCACCUCGAAGCCUUUCAGGAGAUGUCUGCGAUGCGGAUCAAGUGCCUGCAGCGGCGCUUGGAGCAGAGUGUCCCGAAAGAGGUGUUCAAGUCGCUCAGCGAAGCCUACUCCAAGCUGGCCGCCAGUCAAACGAGGCUCCUCGCGAGAGUUGCCGAUGCUGCCAUUGCGGAUAACAAACUUGCUGAGGAGGUCUGUGCAUCGACGGAUACAGGUAUGCGCCCCCAUUCCUACGAUAUCGAAAGAUCGGCCAUUGAGUCCGUGCAGGGCCCGACGGAUUUCCUCUACUCCAAACUCCGCAUCAAGAAAGGUGUUAUCCUGACCUUAGUAGUCAGGAUGCGCUGGAGACUGACCUGA